CGUGCACAAAGUUGGGCGGAUUUUGCUAUUCACAAAACUCACUUGCGUGCUAAUGCCCGCUUACUGUGUUUCCAGCUGCGCUACUUUCGUACAUCCAAUCACACCGCGAAGCCGGUUGUCUUACUACAUAGAGAGUUGGGAAGUAACAGUGCGAAGAAAUGUCGAAGCGACGCAUCACCCAAGAAACAUUUGAUGCUGCUGUCCGGGAAAACAUGGAGGAGUUUGAGAUGGAUCCAGAUGAGGCUCUGAGGGAAGCCGUGGAGCAGUUUGAGUCUCAGGGUGUGGAUCUCAGUUGCAUAGUGAAAGUUGUUCCUGCUGCGUCAUCUGAUGACAAUCAAGAAGAGCAAACUCACGAGGUCUUACAGGCUUUGGAAUCUCUCCGGAUUGGAAACGACACCGCCGCUCUGCCUGAUGCGACAGCAGACAUAAAAUGCUUCACUGAGCAGUGCUCACUUGGAUUUGCGCAGAGGUACUUGGCUGCUCAGAAAGGCGCGUAUCCCGUCAUUCUCUCCUACUGCAAAAAGAGCGUGGAGGAGCGAGAUUGCGCCUUGGCUGGGCUGUCUGCUCUGGCCGCGCUGACAGACGGACAGCCAGACCUGUUGGACAAAGAGGGACAGCAGUUUCUUGUAGAUGUUCUUCAGAAGUACCAGGCAGAUUCAUCGGUGACGUGUGUCGCCAUCUGUGCGGUGCGUCACUGCUGCAUAAAGCAUGAGCAGAACAGACAGGAUCUGGUAAAAGGCGGAAUGCUGCCGCUGCUUACCCGUGCCAUAAUGCGACACAGCGGCUGCGCUGUGCUUGUCAAAGAGGCCUCCUGGGCCCUUCGGGUCAUGACAUUUGAUGACGAUGUCCGGGCUACUUUUGGGCAUGCUCACGAACACGCCAAGAGUAUUGUUCUAGAGCACAAUGGACUGAAGAUUUUAAUUGAGGCUGCUAAAGCUCAUCUUAGCAACACUUCUGCUCUGAGUGAACUGUGUGCCACUUUAUCCCGACUGGCUGUCAGGAACGAGUUUUGCCAAGACAUCUGUGAUCUGGGAGGAUUAAAAUUCAUGAUGACUUUACUUGCGGACAGCUAUGAGUCACCGGAGUUGGUCCGGCAGGUCCUUAGUGCCAUACGGGCAUUAGCAGGAAAUGAUGAUGUGAAGGACACAGUCGUUAAUGCUGGUGGGGUUGACCUUAUUGUUAUUGCCAUGAACCGACAUAUCAACAACCCUGCUGUCUGUGAGCAGGCCUGCGCGUGCCUCUCUGUUCUUGCACUGCGAAAACCCAACAACUGUAAAGUCAUCGUGGAGAACGGAGGUGUCAUAGCUGCUGUGCAGGCCAUGAAGAUCCAUCCGGGUUCUGUGAAUGUACAGAAACAAGCAUGCAUGCUGAUAAGAAAUCUUGUUGCGAGAAUGCGUAACUACUGCCAACAAAUCCUGGAACUGGGAGCAGAAGCUCUGAUAUGUCAGGCUGUGCAGACACACGAAGACUGUGGAGACAUCGGUAAAGCUGCUCUCAGAGAUCUGGGAUGUAAAGUGGAGCUUCGUGAGCUCUGGACUGGGAAACAUGGCAGCAUUACCAACUAAGAUUGGAAUAAAACAACAAUGGUCAUGUUACAGCUUUAAUAUUGUCAAAGAAUGCUGUAAGAUUGCUACACUGCGUUCAUGGACAAUGAUGAGUACAAAUACACCUAUCUGGUUUCAAUGUAGAUGUUAGUACACAGUUAAUGUCCAUCCAUUAGAAUUAAUGUACUCUGGUAAAACCCAAAUAUCAAUAUAAAAAAAACAACAACAAAGAAAAAAGAGUGAUACAGUAUUGGAAACAUGAGAAACUCAAUGCAAAUAGGAUUUUGUACAACCUUUUCAUUUCAUUUUUUUAAUGUUCAUUAGGUGUACAUUUUUGUUCUUUCUGUAUGAAUUUUCUGUUCAAUAUUGUAAUAAUUUAUCUCCUAUAUUGGCUGAGCCUCAACACCAAUUGAACGCCUUGCACUGCUAAUUUUCUUUUUUAGUUGGUAGUUUCUUUCUGUUUAAUUUUUAUUCUCCACUUACCAUCAAACAUCUUCAUAUUAUUCAAUUUUGUUUACUCUUCUAAUUUGCAUUCAUAUAGGCAUAUUCAAUAUAACUGUGAAUAUGUCACGUUCAUAGUCUUUGUGAAUAUGAAUGUGGCAUUUCCCAGAAUGCCACAUUCAUAUUCAUAAAACAGGCACUACUGAAGUUAUGAAUUGACCCUAAAUAAAAAAGUAAACAAAUGCAACAUA
Molecule: messenger RNA, 2236 nt
Organism: Xiphophorus couchianus (Monterrey platyfish)
Lineage: Eukaryota; Metazoa; Chordata; Actinopteri; Cyprinodontiformes; Poeciliidae
Gene: armc6
Product: armadillo repeat containing 6
Exons: 8
Coding region: 159-1565 (468 amino acids)
Biological process (GO): hematopoietic progenitor cell differentiation
Molecular function (GO): protein binding
Source: RefSeq, a predicted model, not a curated record